AUGAUGAAAGCAUCUAGUAAUAUACUGAAAAAGGAAAACAUAAUGGCCACCUAUCCUGAACUUAAAAAAACACCAACUAGCAAAAAAAGUAUUGAAUCGGACGAUAUCAGCAAAGCAAGACCAACAAUAAAAGAAGCACCAACUGGACAAUGCUAUCGAUGCAAGAAAAAACACCAACUAGCGAAAAAAGUACCGAAUAGGGCGAAGCAACAAUUGGAUGAUACCAAUGACGCAAGAUACCAGUCUACUGAACAGGAUGUACCAAAUAGCGAAAAAAAAAGAUACCAACUGAUGAAAAGAGCAUUGAACUAG
Molecule: messenger RNA, 312 nt
Organism: Racocetra persica
Lineage: Eukaryota; Fungi; Glomeromycota; Glomeromycetes; Diversisporales; Gigasporaceae
Source: the annotation of a GenBank genome assembly